Kluyveromyces marxianus DMKU3-1042 is the source of this 1758-nucleotide messenger RNA. It is a transcript of the gene PHO89, whose product is annotated as Pho89p. Gene Ontology annotation, cellular component: membrane. NCBI's taxonomy places the organism in Eukaryota, Fungi, Ascomycota, Saccharomycetes, Saccharomycetales, Saccharomycetaceae. Gene Ontology annotation, biological process: phosphate ion transmembrane transport. The coding region runs from base 1 to 1758 and encodes 585 amino acids. The record is from RefSeq and is a predicted model, not a curated record. The transcript has a single exon.
AUGACUUUGCAACAGUUCGAUUACAUAUUUGCAAUCACUAUGAUGUUUGCAUUUCUAGAUGCAUUUAAUAUUGGGGCAAAUGAUGUUUCAAAUUCUUUUGCAUCUUCUAUUUCUUCUCGUUCGCUAAAGUACUGGCAAGCUAUGAUACUUGCAGGUAUUUGUGAGUUUUUAGGAGCUGUUUUAGCUGGUUCAAGAGUUUCAGGCACGAUCAAAAACGAUAUUAUCUCGGCAACACCUUACCUUGAAGAUCCAGCAGUAUUGAUGUUAACGAUGUCAUGUGCUCUUGUCGGUUCUGCCAUUUGGUUGACCAUUGCGACAUCAUGUGGUAUGCCAGUUUCUACUACACAUUCCAUAGUGGGGGGAACUAUCGGUGCUGGUAUUGCAGCGGGCGGUAGAGGAAGUGUUAAGUGGGGUUGGGGAGGUGUAUCGCAGAUCAUUGCAUCUUGGUUCAUUGCUCCAAUAUUUUCAGGUUGUUUGUGUACCGUGAUUUUUUUGAUAUCUAAAUACUCGGUUCUUGAUGUGAAACCGGUUGAAAGGUCAGUAAAGAAUGCAUUAUUUCUUGUCGGGUUUUUGGUAUUUGCAACUUUUUCGGUGCUAACUAUGUUGAUUGUUUGGAAAGGUUCUCCAAAUUUGAAAUUAGACGAUUUAUCUACAACUACGACUGUCACUUCUAUUGUUUUAACAGGUGCUGUUGCGUGUGUCAUUUACUUUAUCAUGUUUUUCCCAUAUUAUAGAAGAAAAAUACUUUAUCAAGAUUGGACUUUAAAGCUCACUGAUUUAUUGAAAGGACCAGCCCUUUACUUCAAACCUCAUGAUAAUAUUCCACCUAUUCCUGCUGGUCAGACAUUAACAAUUGAUUAUUAUGAGGGUAGAAGAUUUGGGGACAAUGUUUUGGUUGAAAAUGACAAAAGUCAAAAUAUUGAAGAAACGGAUUCGGAAGGAAGAAAGGAAAUUAUUAAUGCGGAUAGCGAGAUGGACAAAGAAGUAAUAUCGCAAGAUAUUGUUCUUUUACAGUCUACUUCUAAUUCAGAAGAUCCCCCAAUGACAACAAGGCAAUUAUGGUGGUCGCUAUUAAAGCAGGGCCCAAAAGAGUGGGGUCAUUUGGCUUGGCUAGUCCUGUCUCAUGGUUGGACCCAAGAUGUCAUCCACGCUCAAGUUAAUGAUAAGGGUGCCCUAUCUACAAAUUUUGAAGAUUUAUAUUCAAGGUCAAAAUUUUAUGACAAUAGAGUGGAAUAUAUUUACUCCAUAUUGCAAGCUAUCACUGCUGCUACAAUGUCCUUCGCACACGGUGCUAAUGAUGUGGCUAAUGCAACAGCUCCAUUGGCUGCUGUUUAUGAGAUUUGGAAAACAAAUAGAGUAGAGUCUGAUUCUGAUGUUCCUAUUUGGAUCUUAGUCUAUUGCGCAUCUGCACUUGUCAUUGGAUGUUGGACUUACGGCUACCGUAUCAUUGCAAAUUUAGGUAAUAAAAUGAUUUUGCAGUCUCCUUCCAGAGGAUUUUCUAUUGAGUUAGGCGCCGCGGUUACCACUGUUAUGGCCACACAACUGAGUAUUCCCGUCUCAACCACCCAAGUCGCUGUCGGUGGCAUUGUAGCUGUUGGUCUUUGUAACAAGGAUGUCAAAUCCGUUAACUGGAAAAUGGUUGCUUUUUGCUACUGCGGUUGGUUUUUGACAUUACCCAUUGCAGGUCUAAUCGCGGGUGUGUUGAACGGUAUCAUAUUAAACGCUCCUCGCUUCGGGGGAGAAUAUGAACUUUCAUAA